Molecule: messenger RNA, 2022 nt
Organism: Centropristis striata (black sea bass)
Lineage: Eukaryota; Metazoa; Chordata; Actinopteri; Perciformes; Serranidae
Product: carbohydrate sulfotransferase 11-like
Exons: 3
Coding region: 388-1407 (339 amino acids)
Biological process (GO): proteoglycan biosynthetic process; carbohydrate biosynthetic process
Cellular component (GO): membrane
Molecular function (GO): sulfotransferase activity
Source: RefSeq, a predicted model, not a curated record
GAGAAAGGGGUUAACAUGUAAACCAAACGUUUGGAAAGACGCUGUUACCCCCCUUACACAAACAGACCGGCGGCCCCUGCUCGGACUACACUGACAGUAAUGCAGUCUGUUCCAGUUUCCCUGAACCGGCGCACAUUCACGUUACGGUAACUGUGCGAUACGGCAGAGCAGCGGAGUCUGCAGCCUGGCUGCAGCCUGGCUCGGUUGUUUCUGCCUUUUCCUUUCUCAACCGCUGCGUCUUCCAUACUGGACAUCCAAGGAUGUACAGGAAGAUAAGCAGCAGCAGAGGUGAGCGAGCCGGAUCGAUGCUCUUAUCGGUGAUAAAGUAGACACCGCCGUCAGAACAAGGGCUUGGCUCGGCUUCUUGGUCGUUUGCAAAUACUCAGGAUGAGGAAACCCAAAGUGACUCGGACGGGUUUUGCCUUAUGCCUGGGAUGUUUCAUUAUGGUCAUCCUCUACUUUAACAGCAGUCUAAAGCCAGCCUCAGAGCCGGUCAGUGAAAGAAGCAGUGGGCAGAAGUCAAGAAGGAGUCCUCUGCAGACGCUUUAUGACGGGGACCAGGUUGAGACAGCAGUACAGGCGAUCCAUCAGGGCAGACGGGAAGUGUUAGAAGAAGCCUGCCGCUCCUACACCCGCAAACGCAGAGUCCUCAUCCCCGAGGACCUGAAGCAUGUUAUUGUGGAUGACCAGCACGGCUUGCUGUACUGCUACGUGCCCAAAGUUGCCUGCACCAACUGGAAGCGGGUACUCAUGGUUCUGACAGGAGCAGCCGGGUCCCUACAAGAUCCACUGGCGAUCCCUGCCAACGAGGCCCACAUCCCAGGGAACCUCCGCACCCUUUCGGAGUAUUCCACCUCACAGAUUAAUCAGCGCCUGCGCUCCUACCUUAAAUUCGUCUUUGUACGCGAGCCCUUUGAGCGGCUGGUGUCUGCAUACCGCAACAAAUUCACACGGAGCUACAAUACUGCUUUUCAUAAACGAUACGGCACAAAGAUAGUGCAGCGGCACAGGCCAGACCCGCAGCCGGAAGCUCUGGAGAGGGGCAACGAUGUCUCCUUUGAGGAGUUUGUGUAUUACCUUGUGGACCCGGCAACCCAGCGAGAAGAGCCCUUCAACGAGCACUGGGAGCGGGUGCACUCACUGUGCCACCCCUGCCUCAUCCACUACGAUGUGGUGGGUAAAUACGAGACGCUGGAGCAGGACUCCCGCUAUGUGCUUCAGCUGGCCGGGGUGGAGGACCAGGUCAGCUUCCCCGCCUCAUCCAAGAGCACCAGAACUACAGGAGACAUGGCUGCCCAGUUCUUCCACAACAUCAGCCCCUUCUACCAGAAGAAACUGUACAACCUCUAUCGCAUGGAUUUCCUGCUCUUCAACUACUCAAUACCAGCCUACCUCAAGUUUAGAUGAGGCUGGGACAUCACUUAUCCAUGGCAUAAUUUGAACAUGCGGAGCUUGGACUUAAAGUCUGUUAUUGAGAUGUUUAUCUCUGUGUAGGCCUUAUUACAGACACCGCGAGUACUCUUAAAAAUGUGUCCUGAUGAGAGCUCCAAAAUGAAGUCAUUUUACAGACUGAAGAACUUCUUUGCACACAGGAUACAAGUAGGAUGCUCAAUCACAAAGUGACAGUUGCUGCCUACAGAAAGACAAACUACAUUUUACUGUAAAGAGUGAUCCAGUGGAUGUCGGUCACUGCAUUUGAAAGUGUGAAAUACCAUUAAACUUUUGGUUUAAUUUAAUUUGGGUUGUAAUCUGCUGCUCAAGGGAGUCAGUGGGCACGACAAAUGUUAUCUGCAGUACCUUAAUGAAAGUACUAAAAUCUUCAGACAGUGAAUGUCUCCAAACGUGCCUCUGAUCGCAGACAAUGACAACUGUGACUAUUUUUUGUGCUGUAGGAAGAGAUUUUUGUGUAACAAUAAUAUUGUCUUUAUUUAUUGUGUUAUUACUGUGUCCACAAAGUCAGAAGACGAACCAAAGUAGAUAUAUAGUUUCUCUCACAAUUUUCAAAUAAAUGCAUUUCAGCAA